AUGUUUCAAGUUUUACGUGUUGCACUUCCAGGUCGUCUGUUGGUCAAAGCGCGCGUUUCAAGUACUAUGUAUGUAUCCGGUGAUCACUUAUCACCCGCGUCCGGAAUUAUCACUCAUUCGUCCCAUUCCGCUGCCAAUCUAACCAAUAUGUCCUCUGUCUCCAGUAGUUUGUCCAAACUAUCGGAUUCCGUGCUACCAAACAACAACACAGGUGGAUCAAAUACCGGUCCUCAACCAAUCCCGUUUCCCGAAUCCUUCUUGCCCCGAGGUACAUCGGGUCCAAAUGGUUCGAUCAUUGAUUUCCAGACUGAAUGGCUAGAGAUCGCAUUCGCACCGAAUGCCCUGACCGAUCCGAAUUCGGGUCUGACUAACAACGCACCAUCAAAUAAGACGACUGUGAUAUCGGAUCAUACAAGUGAACUCCGGUCCACCGUCCUACAAAAUACCAGUAUCACAGACAAAACAGGUCCUCAAGACGGGGAUUCAGUGCAUCGAAAAAGCUGUAUCUGUGAUCUGGAUGACGCAACCGUUGGGGAUCGGGCCGAGUGGACACAUUGUGUUUACGAUGCCACCUAUCAUCCGUUGUGUGCAUUCACCAUGGAAUUGCAAUGGUUAGUCGCCAGUGGAAGUCGACUAAACGAACUGGUCCCUCCGGUUGUCAAGCUGAGCGCGAUUCUCGAAAAGCCUGUGCCACAAAAACGGUGGACCUAUGUGCACUGCAGUGGAGGCAUGUUUGUCAUGAUUCCGAUUUACCGAACCGCAGAUGUGGCCGCAUCGACCACGAUUCACACGCGGUCCGCCGUCAGGACCAGUUCCAGUUCGGAUGCCACAAUCCGGUCAGAGGAUGCUAUGCUUGCGGACUUCAGGGCUUUCAUGAGUGCGGAAGACGAUCGUCUCACUACAGCACUCGCUGGAUUCCUCGCCACUUGGGCGAAACGGACGAAUGAAUAG
Messenger RNA from Echinostoma caproni, 951 nucleotides. NCBI's taxonomy places the organism in Eukaryota, Metazoa, Platyhelminthes, Trematoda, Plagiorchiida, Echinostomatidae. The record is from the annotation of a GenBank genome assembly.